Messenger RNA from Syngnathoides biaculeatus (alligator pipefish), 3804 nucleotides. RefSeq names its product MAGUK p55 scaffold protein 7a (gene mpp7a). The transcript is spliced from 17 exons. Gene Ontology annotation, biological process: protein localization to adherens junction. Gene Ontology annotation, molecular function: protein binding. The record is from RefSeq and is a predicted model, not a curated record. Bases 424 to 2154 code for a protein of 576 amino acids. NCBI's taxonomy places the organism in Eukaryota, Metazoa, Chordata, Actinopteri, Syngnathiformes, Syngnathidae. Gene Ontology annotation, cellular component: plasma membrane; cell-cell junction.
AACACAGACCGUUGUAUCUAAAUAAACAAUCUGCUUUCAAAUCAGUAAACGAACGAUAAUUGUAUCCCUGGCGAGUCCCACUGCCAAGACAGAACGUUUUGGAAGAUAAUUUUAGCAGAUACCCGCGUUGAACUGUUGUGGGGAAAAGGAUUUCUGAAGGACCAAAGCGCCUUAAAAAAAAAAAAAAGGAAAAAAGAAACUAAAAACUUUGUAAAGAUUUAUUAUCAAAAGAAUGGUUGGACGACAAACGCAUAGCGAGGCUGGCGAGAACCCAUUCGACUCCGAGCUCAAAUACAAAGUUUUCAUGGGAUAAAACCUAUCCGCAAGUGCUGUUAGUCUUUGGGGAAAGCUGCUGAGGAACUCACAAUCCUGUUGCCUCAUUGCCAUUUUCGAAAGCCCAAGGGGAGGUAAUUGGCAGAAGCCAUGCCUGCCCUGACCACUGGAAUGGGCCACGAACCAGGGCUGUAUGAGUUGUUAGCAGCAUUGCCUUCAAAACUGAAGACCCAUGCCACCCACCCUGAGGAGAGCACUUUUCUCCAGGGGAUGUUUGGGGAGAAAAGCCUCCAUUCACUCUUCAUGAUCCAUGAGCGACUGCAGCAUUAUGAAGAGAGCAAACCUACUCCCGUCUUGAACAAUGCUGCAAGUCUGUGCAGUCAAUUGUCUGAAGAGUUUCAAGAGAAAUCAGGAAAUACAGAAAUGAAUGAACUUCUCAAGCUUUUGUCCAAACCCCACUUGAAGAGCCUUCUGUCAGUCCAUGAUAUCGUUGCACAGAAAAGCUAUGAACCCGAACUACCUCCAAUGCCUGAUGACAUCAACGAUGAUGAGGAUUCUGUGAAGAUCAUCAGACUAGUUAAAAACAAGGAGCCCCUCGGAGCUACAAUAAAACAAGAUGAUCUCACAGGAGCCAUCCUUGUGGCCCGAAUCAUGAAAGGAGGGGCAGCAGACAGAAGUGGCCUCAUUCAUGUUGGAGAUGAACUGAAGGAGGUCAAUGGAAUCCCUGUGGAUGACAAGAAACCCGAGGAAAUUAUUCGUAUUCUGGCCCAGUCACAAGGUGCCAUUACCUUUAAAGUUGUCCCUGGGGUCAAGGAGGACGCAUUAACCAAGGAGCCAAAGAUGUUUGUGAAGGCACUCUUUGACUAUGACCCAAAAGAUGACAAAGCCAUCCCAUGUAAAGAGGCCGGACUCGCCUUCAAAAAGGGUUCCAUUCUUCAGAUCAUGAGCCAAGAUGAUGCAACCUGGUGGCAAGCCAAACAUGAAGGGGAUGCUAACCCCCGUGCCGGCUUAAUCCCCUCCAAACAGUUUCAAGAGAGGAGAUUAGCGUUGAGAACUCCUAUUGCAAUUCAACCAAUCCAGAGGUCUUCUAUUCGACGAUCGAUUGGGUUCAGAAGAAGCUUCCGCCUCAGCAGGAAAGACAAGAAGACCAACAAGUCCAUGUACGAGUGUAAGAAGAGUGAAAUUUAUGACACAGCUGACGUGCCCACUUAUGAAGAGGUCACUAAAUACCAGAGGCAGAGUAGAGCGAAGCACCGGCUGGUUGUCCUAGUUGGACCGACUGGGGUUGGCUUGAAUGAGCUGAAGAGGAAACUUUUGAUUUCUGAUCCAGAGCACUUCAGUGUGACCAUCCCACACACAAGUCGAGCCAAGAAGAACCUGGAGAAUGAUGGUGUAGAAUACCAUUUCAUCUCGAAAAAUCUCUUUGAGACGGAUAUUCACAACAACAAGUUCAUUGAGUUUGGUGAGUACAAAGGGAAUUACUAUGGGACAAGUUUAGACUCGAUACGGUCAGUCCUUUCCAAGAACAAAGUGUGCCUACUGGACGUUCAGCCUCAUACUUUAAAGCACCUGCGGACGGCAGAGUUUAAACCAUUUGUAGUUUUCGUGAAGCCUCCUACGAUCGAGAGACUGAGGGAGACAAGAAAGAAUGCUAAACUCAUUUCAGGCAAAGACGAUAAGGGAUCCGCUAAGCCAUUUACGGAGGAGGACUUUCAGGAGAUGGUGGCAACUUCCCAGACAAUGGAGAAACAGUACGGACAUCUAUUUGAGAAGGUCAUAGUCAAUGAUAAUCUUUCAGAGGCCUUUGGUGAAUUGCGUGGAGCAUUGAAGAGAGUGGAGAUGGACACACAGUGGGUUCCAGUGAGCUGGACUCACUCUUGAGAGCUACACGGACUCUAAAACAAGAAAAAGAAACAUGAAGGCUUUUGGUAUAUCUCUGCUGUAGCAAGUAUUUAGUGUGGGAAUAUAAGACAGCAGGCUCCUGUGCUAUCUUGAAAUUUGUGCAAUCUGUACUAAUUUCAACUUCCAGUAAACUCUCUAUUUGGAUCUAUUGACGUCUAAGAGGAUUGCACUUUGUAUUGAGGAUAUAGGAGUCUUUCCAGGAUGUGAGUACUUAUCUAGAUUCUUGGAGGCAAGAUGAAGUGCUUCGUUCCAAACCAGAAUGUUGAAUGAGUCUGGACCGUCACAGUACCAGCAACCUCGCCAGUGCAUCGGCAGCACCGCCAACCAGAAGCCUUUCUUGAGUGUCUGUACAAGAUGAGAAUAUUAGAAACCAAAGGGACUGUCACAUGUUCUUCUUGGUUUGACAACUACAUGCAUAUCUCUUUAAAAAAAAUGCAAAAGGGAGGGAAACAGGGAAGUCAAAAUUUUUGCUUUUCUGUCUUAUUAUAUUUUUAUGCCUCUGAAAUUAUUUCUGUUUCAAAACUUUUUUGGUACAUUCUCCUAACAGGCAGUCGAUGUUGAAUUUUUAUGAAAAAAGUAAUAUAUUUUUGAAUACCUUCCAGGUUCUUUUUUAACGUUUAAAUAACAUUUUUCAAGCAACUUGAUCUCAAUUGUUCUUUUACUAUUAUGGUUAUCAAAGUUUUAUUUGCCUUGUUUUCCCACCAUCCAUUUUUUUCAGGGAUUGUUGCCACUCCUGACUGCAUUUAGAGUUUACUGCUAAUUUUCCUUUUCUUCAUCGCCGAAGUGACCCCUUUCUUCAAAUGCCUUAUGUAUUUUACCCAGCACAAGAUGUGGAAUAUCAACCUCAUGCUUGUAAGAGAAAUCGACACAGUUCCUUCAGGCAAAAUUGAAUGUUGUCUUACAAAGAUGAUAUUUUAAUAAGUACCACUUUUGUGCCUGACUAUGUAGUCAUCAGCCAGUUUUCUAAGCAGAGAGGCCGUGUUUACAUAUUUUAUUUUUUCUUUGCUGGUACUCUGACUUCCUCCCACAAUCCCCAAAACAUGCAUGUUUGUUCAAAGUCAACUGGGAUAGGCUUAAUGACGAAAAUAAUAAAAUGUUUAGGUUUUGCCUAUAUAUAUAUAUAUAUAUAUAUAUAUAUAUAUAUUUUCUUUCCCUCCAAAGUCUAACCAGGUUUUAUGUUCACUUAUUUAUUUGAGGGGGGGGGGAAUCCAAUGUGUUUUAUAUAUCACCUCAUAUUUUCAACUUUGACGAAAUCGUGUUGCAAAUUGUUUACAUUCUUUGUGCUAAAAUAGCUUGCUUUUGAUAGUAGAUUUGUAUUAACUGGACAUUAUCCGAGGUUUCUUAACAGCCUCAGAUGUAGGACAAAAUACAUAGUAUCCCCACAAGGGCGGUGGAAGGGAUUUUUUUUUUAACUUAUUUAUUUUUGUAAGUUUUAUUUCUGCUGUUUAGUAAUAGCCACACUUUUAAAACUAAAGGAACAUGAUGUAAUCCCAUUUUCAUGUUGCACUGUUAAAUGUGGGUCACUUCAUAUCUGCAGUCGUAAUCAAAACUGUACACAAACCAGAAAACAUUUCUCGCUGUACAUAGAUUGCUCAUUCUGUUGGGUAAUGGUGACAUUUUAUAUUAAAA